AUGAAUGGAGGCAGGACCUCACAAAAUGUUUACCACUUACUUUGGAGAGGUAUAUUGAAACAAGUUAAAGACUACAUCAAAGAAUGCAGCAAGUGCCAGGAAAAACUAGAUCGCACCAAAACACUAUCUGAUCCAUCAGAAAUGCUGGAAGAACUUGGAAUAGAAGUGACAUCUCUUGGGAAUAUUAAUGAAACAGAUGAUGAUCUCAGUAACUCAGAGACAGCUAUUCCAUUACAAAAGAGCACUAAAUACAGACCAAUUUCAAAACUUGAAGUUGUGUUUGUGGAUAGCAAAGGCAUAGUGAAGCAAACCUCUUCAAAACAUAAUGCUGCCGUUUUGAGUCAGCUGAACCAGCAGAGAAUAUCCAACCAGUUUUGUGAUGUAACUUUGCUGAUUGAGGGUGAAGCUUUCAAAGCACAUAAAUCUGUCUUGGCAGCUAGUAGUGAGUACUUCAGAGAGCUGUUCAUUGAGAAAGGAGCCGUAGCUAGUCAUGAAGCAGUUGUGGAACUGUCAGGAUUCAGUAAAGUUAGUUUUCUUCCCCUGCUGGAGUUUGCAUACACUUCCGUGCUGACAUUUGAUUUUUGCACCAUGGCAGAUGUUGCUAUGUUGGCCCGUCACCUUUGCAUGAUGGAGAUUUUGGAGAUUUGUGAGCACAUACACAAACAGAUGGAAGAGAAGAAGCUUACAGUUUACCAGAAAGGGGACGUGCAUACUGUUGAAGCUCGUGAGGUUUUAUCAGAAGAGAACAAUAAUCAGGUAGCCUUACUUGUGAACAAUGAAGAAGCUCCAUAUACUGUGGCAGUCAGUGAAGGAGUGAUUGUGACAGUGAAUGGGGAAACUCCAACUGUGGGAGAGAACACCCUUGCUGAUGCAGUAGUACCCGCUUCUGAGACUGUGAACUCUGGCACAAGGACUGUCAGGACUGUCUCUGAAACGAGUGGUGUGUAA
Protopterus annectens (West African lungfish) is the source of this 948-nucleotide messenger RNA. Its product is annotated as zinc finger and BTB domain-containing protein 11-like. Bases 1 to 948 code for a protein of 315 amino acids. Gene Ontology annotation, molecular function: DNA-binding transcription factor activity, RNA polymerase II-specific; protein binding; RNA polymerase II cis-regulatory region sequence-specific DNA binding. Gene Ontology annotation, biological process: regulation of transcription by RNA polymerase II. The record is from RefSeq and is a predicted model, not a curated record. The transcript is spliced from 2 exons. NCBI's taxonomy places the organism in Eukaryota, Metazoa, Chordata, Ceratodontiformes, Protopteridae.